AUGGCCGAUAAGACGGAUUUCAAAGACGUCCCGGUGAUCAUCAUCGGCGGUGGUGCUUGUGGCUUGACCCUUUCUAUCUUUCUAUCCAACUAUGGCGUCCCGCAUGUUUUGUUUGAACGACAUGAGACGACAUCGUAUCUGCCCAAGGCGCACUACAUCAACCAGCGAACCAUGGAGAUCUACAGACAGCAUGGGGUUUCCGAUGACAUCUACAAGGAGGCGUCACCUCAGCAAAAAAUGUGUCAGAUGCUCUGGCAAAGUUCACUAGGCGGGAACGGUCCGUUAGACAGAAAGGUAAUUGCCAGUCUUGAAUGUUUUGGAGGAUACAAGGGCUCCGAGAUGCACGCAACUUACAAGACGCAAUCCCCUACCUUGCCGUGCAAUCUCCCGUUGAUACGAACAGAGCCGAUCCUGCGCAGAAUUGCUCAAGAACGCAACCCAGGCAACAUCCUCUUCGGUCACACCGUCACAGAGAUCCACGACGACAACCAAAAAGUUCUUGUAACUGUUGAAGGCUCAGGCGGCUCGACAAGCCGCUACCGCGGUGACUACGUUGUUGGUGCAGACGGCGGCAAGACGGUUGGACCGCACAUUGGAGCAGCCAUGGAAGGACUCACUCGCCUCGAGGACAAGGUCUCGGUACACUUCCGGGCAGAUCUGUCCGAGUAUUGGGAUGAUCGCACAUUGAUUUGCCACUUCAUCAACCCCGAAGGUGGAACGAUUACGUACAGUGGCGCGCUGGUUGUCACUGGUCCAUCGUGGGGACGACACUCGGAAGAAUGGUCAAUCCAUUUUGGCCACCGCAUUGACGACCCGGAGCGUUUCAAUGAAGACAACCUGGUGCCGCGGUUGCGAUCUUUGCUGAAGAUGCCCGACCUGCAGGUAGAGAUCCUUCAUAUCAGUCACUGGAUCCAGGAACGCGUGCUGGCAAGCAAAUAUCAGGGGGGCAGACUGUUCCUCGCCGGCGACGCGGCCCAUCGGCAUCCUCCUACAACCGGCCUAGGGCUCAACACUGCUGUGACAGACGCCAGCAAUCUUGCAUGGAAGCUUGCAUUCGUGCACAGAGGUUGGGCAAGUCCUGAAAUCCUAAACACGUAUGAGAGUGAGCGAAGACCUGUCGGUAGGAGAAACUGCGAUUGGGUAAGUGCUGCCUUUACUUCUGGCAAUAGAAAAGUUCUCAACGCCGCUAUUGGCUUGGUUCCCGGAGAGCUCGAGGCCAACCAGGAAAGAUUCAAGCGACUGUUUGAAGAUUCCGAGAUCGGAAGAGCCUCCAGAGCUCAGGUUCAGCGUAUCAUUGACAGUCAAGCCAUCGAAUUCUCGGCUUCUGGCCUCGAGCUGGGGUAUCUAUACGAGCAUGGGCUUACCCUGAGUGACGGGAGCCCACCACCAGAGACAGACCCUCUGGGUCAGCGUUACAUACCAACAACAAGACCUGGCCAUCGCCUGCCGCACGUCUGGCUAGUAAGCCAAGGCAGGACUCUCUCCACACAUGACUUGGUGGGCAAACAGGGCAAAUUCUGCUUGAUUACAGAUGAAUACGGAAGAGACUGGAUUUCUGCCGUCGAAACUCUGAAGGGCUCCCUUGAUAUCGACGGCGUACAGAUUGAAGUCGACAAUGAGGCUGGUUCUUCCGGGUACAAGGACACGGACGGUAGUUGGAGAAGUGUUCGUGGUAUCGAGAAUGGAGGAGCCAUCUUAACGAGGCCAGACAACUUUGUCGUUUGGCGAUCGAUAAAGCCCAGUGUCCAAAGGGGUAAGGAACUGGUAGACGCAGUUCGGGUCAUUCUAGGCCCACGCUAA
Messenger RNA from Ilyonectria robusta, 1800 nucleotides. RefSeq names its product FAD binding domain-containing protein. The coding region runs from base 1 to 1800 and encodes 599 amino acids. Lineage: Eukaryota; Fungi; Ascomycota; Sordariomycetes; Hypocreales; Nectriaceae. Gene Ontology annotation, molecular function: FAD binding. The record is from RefSeq and is a predicted model, not a curated record. The transcript has 5 exons.